Molecule: messenger RNA, 3873 nt
Organism: Adineta steineri
Lineage: Eukaryota; Metazoa; Rotifera; Eurotatoria; Adinetida; Adinetidae
Source: the annotation of a GenBank genome assembly
AUGGGUCAUUUUCAUGUAGCUGAAUUAGCGGUCGCUUUUUGGAUGGCAAAAGAUUUUCAUACAAGAUUUACAUGUGUCUAUAAUGGUAAACCAGGUGAUGGUGGUAAUGUUCUUAGUCAUAAUAUUUGGACUGAAGAGAAUGUUGUGUUUACAAUAAUUCUUAUAAUAACUUAUUUUCUUUCGCCUGUUGGUUUAACAAUUUAUUUUUUGGCUACAAGAACUUAUUUUCAACAAUUUGCCGCUUCUCAACCUAUUAAUUGGAGAAAUCCUCAGAACUUGAAGAUAAAGAAAAUCGUUUCGGCUGUUGAUUAUCGACUCUUGUUCAAGAGAACUAUUCGAUUUGAUGAUUCUCUUCCAGAUAAUUUACGCACAUUCUAUCGAUUUAUUAGAGGAUUAAUUGGUGGCUUCUUGGGUUUUAUUGUCUUGGGUUUUUAUGCAAUAUAUAUUGUAUAUUGUCUUAUUUUUCAUCGCAAGAAGACAUCUGCUAUAGAGAAUUCUCCUCGAUGGCCUCCAGCAUCUGUUCGAGCUCAUACAAUUGAAUCGUUUUGGCAUUCGAUUAUUACACCUAUAGAAAAUCGUGAUUGGUUAUGGAAGGUCAAGUCGUACUGGCUACAAAUAUGUACAUUUAUAUUAUUUGCUCCAAACGGCGAGAAUCCAUUUGCUCUUUUUCGUGCAAUGCAACAUGAUUUUGCAGAAAGUUUAGGAGAAGAAAGUACAGCUGGUUUCUUUCCAUUUGGAGAUGGUGUCGGUGUGGCUAACUAUAAAUACGUAAAAGCUUAUCUACAAAGCCGUGAUCCACUUAUUAUGAAAGAUUUUCAAACAAUUGGUUGGUCUGUAUCAAGUUCAUUAAUUAAAUACUGCGAAUCUAAUCAUAUCUUCUUGCCGAAUCCAAGUCAUCCUAUGCCAGAUCAUCAUUUACUUAGCCGUAAAAUUAUUCAUCAAUGGUUGGCAGCAUUUCCUCAUACUUUAAAGAAUCUACACGAUUCAUGCUCCGAGAGAAACACAGCAACUUAUCGUUAUUUGACUCGAAUUGUUCCACGACAUCCAAAAAGUGAAGCAAAUAAGGAAAUGAUAUAUUUAGCUGUAGGUGAAACGCUCUUCUUUUUGGCUACGGGUGGUUCGUUAACAAGUGAUGAACGUGAUGCUUAUCUUGAUUGUGUAAAAAAUCCAUUCACAUUUCUACCUGAUUGGUUCAACUUUUUAGUUGCAGGCCAUUAUAAAGAAAAUAUAGGUUAUGAAAGUUAUGGAAAAUUUCAAGCAGCAUUUGCUCGUCAUGCACAAGGACCUGCAUUACAAGCAGCUUUUGAAGCAGCUGGAGGAAAAUUGUCCAAAAGUGAAGUAAUACGAUUAGUAACUAUGGCUUUUUGUUUGGGUGCAGCACCCGCACCAGCUAAACUCACUGCGGACAUCGUUCAUAGAUUAUGGUCAGAUCAAUCAGAUGAAAUUUUAGCUGGACAAGAUGCUUAUAAGCAAGAAAAAAUGGUGGAUCUAUUCUACGAGAAUCCUCGAAAUUUUAUCAAAGAAUCUGCUCGACUUUACACAGUUCUACCAAUGGUUAGUGUUCUUUCCAAUGCACGUAUAGCCAACGAUGUGAAAACUCAUACUGGAGCAGAUUUACCAGCCAAUACACGCAUUCAUUGUUCUCUUACCGAUGCGAAUCGUGAUCCAAACGAAUUUACAUCGCCAGAUGAAUUUAAUCCUAGACGUUCGGCUAUUGAAUUGGGUAAAAUUAUUACAUGGAAUGGAGUCGAGAGUGACAUCGAAGGAAAGAAUAAAGAAUUGCGACCUCCUCGUUACUGUCCUGGACAUGAUUUAUCUAUACUAGUUAUGAAAUUUGUCGCAUCCAGAUUUGCACCUGUUAUGAUCUCACGUAAUCAAGAAUCUCAACGUUCAAUGCAAGUCAAUGGCAUUGAGUUAAUGUCACUUAACUCCCUUGUUAAGCCUAAGUUGUAUGUGGAAAAUUCGCUCUCUGAUGGUAAAAGUAGACAUCCUGACGAUGAAGAAUCCGAAAUUGUCAUCGUUAUUCGAGAAUUAUACACUCGUACACAUCUGGAUGUUAAAACAGAGAAAUAUUAUCUUUCAAGUCUUGAUGGUUAUACUCGAUUAAUCAUCGAAUUAUCAAAAUUGGCAUUAAAAGGUUGGAAUGCGAAACCACCUCGAGCCAUUGAUAUAGCUGAACCGUGUAAUUUACCUACACAAGAUCUUCAUUUAAAACGAGUGGAUUGUGCAAGAUACGUAGCAACAUGGGAUGAAGAUGAUCAAAAUCGUUGGCAUUGCCACACUAAACUUGUGAACAAGAUUUUGAAUUCUGCGUUCUGGCCACUUGAAGAUCAUGAAUUACAAUUUAAUUCUAUAGAUGAUAUGAUUGCAUGGAGAUGGAAACAUUUUCCUUCUAUGCCAUCACCAAACAAUCCACAAUGGUGUGGCGAUAGUGAUGACCUCAUGAGUCGUUUUGCUUUCUUUGGUUUAGCCUGUCAUCAUACUCGAAAACUCGAUCCUGGUAUGGAAAGUAUGGAAUUACAUACAGCAACGCUUACACAUUCAAUACUUAAAUCUGCUCAUUAUGUGAAUGAUAUGACUGCUCUAUCAUUAUUUGCUGUUCGAGCUCCAUUUGAUCGGUAUGGUGCUGCAGCUUAUUUCGAUCGUGAACGUCGUUUAAUUGGUAUUUAUCUUUCUCAUCGUGAUGAAUUAGUCAUGCCUAUGAGUCAUUCAUGUGGUCUUGACAAUGAUUGGACUUAUGCUAAAUAUAUGUGGCGAUCAUCUGCUUUAGCUGAAGUAACGAUACGAGAUCAUCUACUGACUACACACUUCAUUGAAUCGAACACAUUAACAAAUGUAUCACGACAAUUCCUUCCUGCAGCUCAUCCAUUACGAAUCUUUCUCAAACCAUUCACUUAUCGUACUGUGACUAUCAAUUAUUCGGCUGCAACUUCUCUAGUAAAUGCAGGUGGUCUCUGUCAUAGGAUAUGGGGAUUCGAGUACGAUGAAUUUGUUAAACUCUGUGAUUAUGUCAUUGCUCAUUACCGAUUUCGUACGAUGCCUGAUUGGAUUCCUGAUAAUAUGAAACUGAAGAAAAAUCAACAAAAUAAUUAUGAAAAAGAAAAUGUAAACAAUCAUGUAAUUGGAGAGAACAAUGAAAAAUCUGAACAUAAUCAAAAUAAUAAAGUUCAUGAAACAAACGGAGUGUCUGAUAAAAAUCAGUCUGAAGAAUGGGUCAAACAUUAUCCUAUUGCAGAAGAUUUACCUGCUUUUUGGAAUAUAGUACGUGAUUAUGUAAGACGUUUCUUCGAAAUUGAAUAUGGCAAAGAAGAAUCGAAAGAAGAAGAGAAAAAAGGUACAAUGAAGUCAGAACGCACAUUUAUGAUCGAACCUUGUGAACGUCGAUUUAUUGCUGAAUUAUGCAAACCAUUGGGAUUGGAUGGUAUUCCCAGUCGUGCUCAUUUAAUUGAUGUAAUUACGCAGCUCAUGUGUGCAUGUACUGGAAUUCAUGAACAUGUUGGACAUGUUGGUGAUUAUCUUUUUGAUCCUAGUUUUAUUGGUACAAAAUUAAGACGAGAUCUACCAUCUUUAUUGCCAUCUGUACAAAAUUACAGUCUAAUGCUCGUUUUAACUGUAUUAACUGCGAUGAAAAUGCCAGGCUUGAUGGAAGAUUGGAGUCAUCUCAUUCCACGGGUAGCUACUGAUAAUCAUGAAGACAAGUUACCUUCGAUUAUAACUGAAGAACAAGUUAAAUCUCAUCUUGAUAAUUAUUAUUUAUUCAAACAUCAAUUAACUGAACGUAUGGAAAAGAUCGAUAAACGACAUCGAAUGCCAGACACGUUUCCAUUUCAAUCCUUCAAUCCUAGUUUUAUGGAGUGUUCAGUUUCAGUUUAA